CCGCUUGCCAAAGCCCAAAGCUCGCGAGAAGAGGGGCAGAACAAAUAAGAUUAAUAUUCGUGGCUAAUACGAAAUAGCCUUUUUUUUGGAAACAAAUCAAUCCAUAGUGCUUUUCAUUUGUUAAAAAAUCAAAUUAUUCGGUCGUUUGUUAUUUUAUUAUACAGUCAUUCGGCUUUUAUCAUUUUAAUCAUUAUUAUUGGUACGAUCAUCAUCAACAUAUGAAAAGCCGAACGAUAUACGUAUUUUCUUUUUUAGUUCGUUAAGAUCGAAUUUAAGGAUUCUAAAAAUAUUCGGUGAUUCCAUGAUAUAUAUUUCGUCUAUCAAUGUCUGAUGCCACGACCGAUCAUGUGGACGCUGUGGAGGAUGAAUUGGAAGUUGAGUCGAAUUACAAACCUCCUCCGGAAAAAACGAUUGAACAAAUUUUAGAGGCAGAUAAGGAAGACGAAAGUUUGAGAAAAUAUAAAGAAACGCUGUUAGGGGAGGCCAAAGCUGGUGGAGUAAUUGUUGAUCCUAACGAUCCUAGAAAAGUAAUAGUUAAGAAAUUAGCACUUUGCGUAGCAGACCGUCCUGAUAUGGAAUUGGAUUUAUCUGGUGACUUAUCGCAAUUAAAGAAACAAACUUUUGUUAUCAAAGAAGGUGUUAGUUACAGAAUUAGAAUUGAUUUUAUUGUACAGCGUGAAAUUGUACAUGGAUUGAAGUAUGUGCAGAAAACUUAUCGCCUAGGUGUACCAGGAGUUACAGUGGAUAAAAUGACACACAUGGUUGGAUCAUAUCCUCCAAAAACUGAAAUACAAUCCUAUACCACUCCUGCUGAAGAUGCACCUGCAGGAGUUAUGGCACGAGGUUCGUACAGUGUUAGUUCUUUAUUCACUGACGAUGAUAAACACGAACAUCUGAAAUGGGAAUGGUCUUUUGAAAUUAAGAAAGAUUGGAAGGAAUAAAUCUAUCCUGUCAUUCCACUGAAAAAAGAAAACAAGGAAAAGAUACGAGAGAAUGUUUUUUUAACUUUACAAUCAUUCGCAGUUAUAAAUAUAAGAAUAAUGGGUACCAUCGUAGAUAUACUUUGAUGAGUUACGAAUGAUCUUGAGUUGAUGGUACUAUAAGAAUUAAUUAUACAUACUAAGUAAUGAAAAAAGAGUAACAUAUAUUGGUAUUUAUUUAGCAUUCACUUCCCAUUGUAAUCAGCUAUUCACAAAUGUUUGAUUCACAAAGUAGAUAUCAUUGUGUUUGUGAUGAAUGGUCAGUAGAAAAAUAUACCGCAUUGUAGAUUAAAAUGAAUCUACAAUUGUCAAACACAAAAGUAUUUAAAAAUGGAAAGUAUUAUAUAAUUUGUGAAUUAAUAAUUUAAAUAACAUACAACAAUGAUCCGGUGAUAUUUAUCUAUUGAAAAUAAAGGAGAGAUAAAAACAAUAUUGUAAGGAUUUUGGAUAGCACGAUCUUUAGGGCGUUAAUGUGUACACAUACUUAAAAUUUGGACUUAACAGUUGGAUAUAACAUUACAUAAAAAUGGGACUUAUACUUUUACUAUUGUAAAGCUUUCCCAAAUUUAUUUCCGUAAUUUAUGAGGUAUCUCUGGUUAAAAUUACACUUGAGAUGAAAAGAAAAAAGAAAAAGAAAUCUGGCAUUAUAUGAAGUAUGAUGAGACAUACAUACAUACAUACAUACAUACAUACAUACAUACAUACAUACAUAAACUCGAUAUUAGUGAACUUGGUUUAUCAAAGAGAUUAUAUAGCUCUGUGUCUGAGUGAUCAUUCGAAAGAUAAUUAUCUGAUUGAAGUAUGUGUAUAUUUAUGAAAAUUAUAAAUCAUGAGUGCAUCAUAGUUAAAUAUGAUAAAAUGUACUAGAACGUAUUGGAAUUAUAAAUCUUCUGUUUGUGAGCUUCCAUGGAAAACUAUAAUCUUUAAUAUAAGCCAGCUAAAUCGAAGUUGCUUUUUGGUGAUUCAUUUAUAUGUCGUUUGUUUAUACGAAAGAAUACUAGAAUGUUGACAUCGCAAGGGAAAGCGCACAUUACAGACAUUAAUAAUUGUAAAAAUGACUAUAUCCAAUGGAUCAUUCAGUACAGACUGUGCAGCAUUUUAAAUAAUGUCUUUGUAUAUGCUAAGAUUAUCCGUAACCUAUGUAACAUAAUUAUCAACAAUGUAGAAUAGACCUUUUAUACCUCAAAACAAAAUCAUAGUAGCCAAUGCUGCAAUAGAUACAAAGUUAUGGACGUUCAAAAUCUAAAAGGCGUUUCCAGAAAUAAUGUGAUUGAAAAGAAACCCCUGUUAUAUCGAAUAUCUUGUUAAAUAUUAUUUCAAUAAUAUAUUUUCCAUGUAAAAAUGCCAUCGUACGAUCUAUUUGCACACUAUUAUUUUCUGCCGUAUUAAAAUAAUUUUCUAAUUCGUACUAUGUUACGAUAUGUCGCAAGAUUUGAAAAUUAUGAGUGCAGAGUCGAGUAGCUUAUUGUCUCUCAUGUGUAUUAUGUGUAUUUAUUUGUAUUACGCGGUGCAGUAUAUAUUGUAAUCGUUAAUAUAGUUGCUGUAUAUUAAAUAUACAUUUUAUACCUUUUUCUUCCAGA
This is a messenger RNA of Vespa velutina, 2560 nucleotides long. RefSeq names its product rho GDP-dissociation inhibitor 2 (gene RhoGDI). NCBI's taxonomy places the organism in Eukaryota, Metazoa, Arthropoda, Insecta, Hymenoptera, Vespidae. Gene Ontology annotation, biological process: Rho protein signal transduction. Gene Ontology annotation, molecular function: protein binding; Rho GDP-dissociation inhibitor activity. The transcript is spliced from 6 exons. The record is from RefSeq and is a predicted model, not a curated record. Gene Ontology annotation, cellular component: cytosol; cytoplasm; membrane. Bases 324 to 941 code for a protein of 205 amino acids.